GGUAUCCAUCUCACUGCCUCUUGAACUUUAUUUCAACGAACAAUAUCAAAUUGAAAAAAGAAAUAAAUAGUGUUUGGAGGCCAAAUCCCUGUCAGAUAUAUCAUGCUUGUCAACCAGAGUCUUUAAAUUAAGAAUAAAGUUUUACCUUUUUUCUCUUGCACAAAGUAAAAGCUUCCUUAAUUCACGAAAGAUGAAAAGAAUCCAAUUCCAUCUUGCAUAUAUAAAUACUUGAUCCAUUUCACGCGGUUCCAAAAACGACCCUACUUUUCUUUUUCCCUUCCUCUUUCUCAGUUACCUUUCCUCUCUGUUGAAGCUUUAAGACACCAAUUCAGCUUUCUAACACUCUUCCUCAAUCAAAAUGGCAAAUGUGGUGGAGUUGAAAGUUGGUUUGCACUGUGACGAGUGCAUCAAGAAGAUCCUCAAGGCCAUCAAGAAAAUUGAAGAUAUUGAAACGUAUAAUGUGGACACGGAGAUGAACAAGGUAACUGUUACGGGGAACGUUACAAGAGAAGAAGUGAUCAGAGUUCUUCACAAGAUUGGGAAGAAUGCUGCUGUUUGGGAAGAUGAUACUAAAACCAACAAGUGAAGUUGAGUCUACCAAACUAGUUUAAUUAUUUCCUUUUCUGCACAAAAUAUAUUAAUAGUAAUAGUACUUCUACUAUAACUUACUGCGCUAUAUGUAGCUAUAUUAUAUAUGAUGGAUGUGAGAUUAUAUAACGUAUAUACGAAUAUAGUGUUAUAUCUACUUCAGUUUUGUAUUUUGUUGAACUUUCUUUGCUUAUAUUACCAGUGUACUUUUACGCUUUUUUUUU
Arachis ipaensis is the source of this 812-nucleotide messenger RNA. Its product is annotated as Heavy metal transport/detoxification superfamily protein. NCBI's taxonomy places the organism in Eukaryota, Viridiplantae, Streptophyta, Magnoliopsida, Fabales, Fabaceae. Gene Ontology annotation, molecular function: metal ion binding. The record is from RefSeq and is a predicted model, not a curated record.